Messenger RNA from Marasmius oreades (fairy-ring Marasmius), 978 nucleotides. RefSeq lists its product as uncharacterized. The transcript is spliced from 8 exons. Gene Ontology annotation, biological process: oxaloacetate metabolic process. Lineage: Eukaryota; Fungi; Basidiomycota; Agaricomycetes; Agaricales; Marasmiaceae. Bases 1 to 978 code for a protein of 325 amino acids. Gene Ontology annotation, molecular function: magnesium ion binding; catalytic activity. The record is from RefSeq and is a predicted model, not a curated record.
AUGUUCCGUCGUUGUCUCCCAACCGCCAGCCUGAGGAGGCUCUACACAACAUCGAAUCAUGAUAACCUCCGUCGGUCUUAUCUCUAUGUUCCGUCCUCAUCCGAACGCAUGCUCGAAAAGUCGAGAAGUGUCAACUCUGACAUUAUAAUCUAUGAUUUGGAAGACAGUGUCUCUCCCUCAUCCAAAGCUAGUGCUCGGGACAGACUGAAAGACUUUCUAAACGCGAACAAUAACUUACCGACCUCAGAGCGAAUUGCUGUGAGAGUGAACGACAUUACCACGCCCUUUUUUGUUGAAGACGUUUCAUCCAUUCUUCGAAUACCAACCGUUAAGACAGUCGUCCUUCCCAAAGUGAACUCGGUGCAAGACUUGCAUUAUGCGUCCCGCCAUAUCCACCAAGUAGCCCAGCAGAACCCUCGUCAGAUACCGCUUCACAUCGUUUCGAGUGUGGAAAGUGCUAGAGCCCUCUGGAAUCUCGGAGAUAUUGCAAGAUGGAAGUCCGAGCAUGAUGAAGUGCAAGGAGGUGUUCUAAGUGGUUUAUUGUUUGCGGCUGAAGACUAUUGUGCGGAUACUUCUAUCAUACGGACAAGAUCACGACAGGAACUAUUAUACACGCGUUCCCAGAUUGCUGUCGCAGCGAAGGCGUUUCGAUUGGAGGCCAUUGACAUGGUGUGCAUUCAUUACAAGGACCUUGACUACCUGAAGGAUGAGUGUGAAGAUGGAAGAAGACUUGGCUUUACGGGCAAGCAAGCCAUUCAUCCGAGUCAGGUUGAAACUAUACAGUCUACAUUCGUACCGACCUCGGAGGAAAUCACUCGUGCAGCAAAAAUUCUCCAUCAAAUGAAAUCAGCACAUGCGUCGCAGAAGGGGGCGAUUGGUCUCGACGGUGAGAUGAUAGAUGCACCGAUGAUUAAACAGGCGGAACGAACGAUCAAAGUGGCAAGAACAGCCGGGCUCACUAUUCCAACACUUGAAUGA